This is a messenger RNA of Pimephales promelas (fathead minnow), 1424 nucleotides long. It is a transcript of the gene asb5b, whose product is annotated as ankyrin repeat and SOCS box containing 5b. Gene Ontology annotation, biological process: intracellular signal transduction; protein ubiquitination; positive regulation of protein catabolic process. The record is from RefSeq and is a predicted model, not a curated record. Gene Ontology annotation, molecular function: protein binding. Lineage: Eukaryota; Metazoa; Chordata; Actinopteri; Cypriniformes; Leuciscidae.
CAUUCCAAAACAUUCACAGUCACUGAGCAGCAGCAAUGACUGAUAUUUUGGAGGAGCGGCCAUUCGGCUCGCAGUAUAGCAAAGUCUAUCUCUCGAUUUUUGUCCUUUUUUGCUUCAAACUUUUUGUCAAGAUCAGCUUAAACAUACUGACCCACUUCUAUGCGGUUAAAGGAAACCGCAAGGAGGCGGCCCGGAUCGCAGCUGAGUUUUAUGAUUUUGGUCAAGGGCACAGUUCAUGGGCAGAUCGUUCUCCACUCCAUGAAGCUGCAUGUCAGGGUCGACUCCUGGCUCUUAAGACUCUUCUCUCACAGGGUCACAAUCCAAAUAUCAUCACCAUUGAUCACGUGACUCCGCUACAUGAAGCUUGUCUUGGAGAUCAUGUAGCAUGUGCCAGAGCUCUCAUAGAGGCCGGUGCCAAUGUAAAAGCCACGACCAUUGACGGUGUGACCCCGCUGUUUAACGCCUGCUCGUCAGGAAGUUUCACCUGUACAGAGGUGCUUUUGGAACAUGGAGCAAAACCACAGGCAGAAGCUUGCCAACCUUCACCCAUUCACGAGGCAUCGAGCAAAGGUAGGGCAGCAUGUAUAGAGGCUCUCAUCUCGUGGGGAGCAGAUGUAGAUUACGACAUCCCCCAUCUAGGAACACCUCUCUACAUUGCCUGUGUCUCCCAACAGCUCCAGUGUACACAGAAACUUCUGGAUGGAGGAGCCAAUGUGCAGAAGGGCCGUUUCCUAGACACUCCACUACACGCUGCAGCUCAGAAGGACUGUCCAGAUAUCAUCAGACUGCUACUAGAGUUUGGCGCUAACAUCAACGCUCGCAACAUGGAGCUGCAAAGGCCGGUGGAGACAGCGCCACCCAGCAGUACGGCAGAGUCUACGCUCCUUCUGUAUGAAGCCACGCCACAGUCUCUGUGUCAGCUGUGUAGACUGAGUAUCCGAAACUAUAUGGGCCGAUCCAGACUGCACCUGAUUCCUCACCUCAAACUGCCUUCUCUGCUCAAGAGUUUCCUCCAGUACAGAUAGACUCUCAACCUUACUCCACAAAGCCCCUCCUCCCUUUAUUUUCUUAUAUUAAAUGCAUUAAUAUACAAAUAAGGUCAUUACAUUUUGUUUGUGACCACCAACGCACAGAAAACACUAUCACAAUAGCCAUUCAUUUAACUUAAUUUAAGUUCAAAUGUUUAUUUUUAAAUAAUUAUAUUUUUGUGCAACUAAUGCAACACAAGUUGAGUAUUUUUAUAUAAUCACAGUAGUGUAAAUUUAUCAGUUGUAACCUGCACUAUAUAAGCUGCAUGCCUAAUAUGAUACAUAUAUCUCAUCAGGGUGAAAUCAUUAAAGUGCAUGUCAGUAUAAUGAAUUUUUAAUUUGUUAUCACACUAAUGUAAAAAAAAAUUAGAGGAUAACUGUUUAGAAUUCACUAAA